This is a messenger RNA of Aspergillus tubingensis, 708 nucleotides long. RefSeq names its product putative GPI anchored glycoprotein. The record is from RefSeq and is a predicted model, not a curated record. Lineage: Eukaryota; Fungi; Ascomycota; Eurotiomycetes; Eurotiales; Aspergillaceae. The transcript has 3 exons. Bases 1 to 708 code for a protein of 235 amino acids.
AUGCGUCUCCAAUUGACUACCUCUCUGGCUCUCCUGGCCACUGCCUCCACCGUCGUCGCUGACGAUGUCGUCUCGGUCCUCUGGCCCUCCUCCGCCAGCGGCGAGAACUACAACGCCAAGCUGAUUGGAACCACCGGCGGCAGCCUCACCACUCUGGUCAUCAACUGCCCGGCGACAGCCAGCGGCUCCGUGACCAGCGCUCCCGCUGCCACCGCCGCAACCACCAGCGCCGCCGUCGUCAAGCGUGCUACCACCGCCUCCAGCUCUGACGAUGACGAUGACGAUGACUUCAACGACAGCUGCAACAUCCCCGACAGCGGCGAGACCCUGACUGUCGGCAGCAGCACCUGGGCCUUCACUUCCUCCGGUAACCAAUUCUCCGAACAGGCUACCUGCUCCUUCACCGGCACCACUGUCGCUUCUUGCGCCUUCACCUACAACAUUGACACCCAGACUUCCUCCUCCAGCGGUGUUACCACCGCCCAGCUCAACAAGGUCCCCAUCACCAUCACUUCUACUGCCUCUGCCACUGGCACUGCUACCGGUGGUGCCUCCACCGCCUCUGCUACCGGUAAUGCCUCUGGCUCUUCUUCUGCCGCCUCUACCGGCGCUGCUACUACCACCAGUGACAGUGGUGCGUUCGCUACUGGCGCUAGCCAGUGGGUUGCCGGUGGUGCUGCCAUGAUGGUUGCUCUGGCUAUGGCUUAA